UGGAGCCAGCACAUGCUGUGGGGUAACCAUCUUGGCUAUCAAGGGAUGUAUGAGCUGAUACGAUGGCAUAGCUGUUACCUGAAAUGGAAUUCCAUGUGAUGUGAGCCGCAGAAUUAUUUACUUUUUAGAAAAGUAAGGCCAUGGAACAUAUGCAUUUGCUCAGGAAAUAGAGAAAAUGUGUUAUCGUUGCAAUAGGCACGCAGCACGCUGAUGCAUGAAAUUACUGGAUGACACUUGCGUGGGAGAUAUCUAAUUUUGCUGCUAUCACUCACAAGAUUGACGUGUAAUACAAAUUUGAUGUCAAAUUGAGUUGGCGGGCAUUUUAUUCAGUUACCAGACUAUCACAAUGCUUUCCAAAGUAGUGUAUGAUCCUAGUCUUUAAUCAGGAUUCAAAUAAGCUUCCUAUUCUUGUUCUACAUAUUUGACAAGAAAGAAGCAUCAGAGAAGUACAGUAAUAUUACCAGUGGUAGCAUCUUUUAAUGGCUCUUUGCUAUUCUCCCGGAACUUAUGAUGCAUCCAGCCCCAAAACUGCCAGAAAAGAAGCUUUGUGGAGACCAACACCAAGAAAGCUACAAAAUUCUGGUUGGCCAUUCUCUAUCAAGAUCACAUCAAGAACAAGUUGGAGGGACACUACAGAUAUGAGCCCCUACUGUUGUGGUUACAUGACGCGCAAAUUCAUUGGUGGAGUAGAUAUCCUUAACUACAAUCAUCAAUCAUCUCAGGAAGCAUAUAGGAGCUCCAUGACAAAACAGCGAAGACUUUGGGGAUAGUUGAUUCAGACAAGUGAGGCUGUCUGCGACAUCAGAUAUUUGCAGAUACUUUGAUGGGCCAAAAAUGGGUAGUAAAUUAUAUUAAUCACGGAUGCAAAGUUGUGAUAUUUUUGGAAUGGGCCAUUCUGCUAACCAAUGAAACCACUGGCUCACCAUAUUUGCUCAUUCUUUCUUCUCCCUAACUUGUGUCAGUAACCUGAAAUGAUGAAUGACGUCAGCUUCUCGGCGGGACUUUAAUUAACCGUUUUUGUUUUUAAUUAAAGUCCAUGAGACCUGUUGCUAUUGAAGAUCUGUAUCUUCUAAUUAACACUUCUAAAGGGCUCCGACCAUGAGACCUGCGGCGGAGCUUGCUGUGAGUAUCGGCCGUGAGCUUCUUAAAGUUUCAGGAAGCUCUCGAUCAGCUCGGAUGUGGAGUCCAUCGGUUGAACAGAGUCUUCACAGUCUUGGCUUUCGUAAUUCAAUAAGUCCUUCGCUUGUGGCUCGAGUCAUUGACCCGUUUCUCCUGAAUCACCAUUCCCUUGCUCUUGGUUUCUUCAAUUGGGCUGCUCAGCAACCAGGUUACUCUCACGACUCCGUCUCUUACCAUUCCAUCUUCAAGUCUCUCUCGCUUUCUCGACAGUUCUCCGCCAUCGACGUUCUCUUCAAACAGGUCAAGUCGCACAAAAUCCUUCUCGAUUCUUCCGUGUAUCGCUCACUCAUUGAUGCACUCGUAUUGGGUAGGAAAGCUCAGAGCGCGUUCUGGGUUUUAGAAGAAGCUCUUUCGACGGGCCGGGAGAUUCAUCCCGAUGUUUGUAAUCGUCUUUUAGCUGCUUUAACCUCUGAUGGGUGUUACGAUUAUGCUCAUAAACUGUUUGUUACAAUGCGCCAAAGAGGUAUUUCUUUGAAUACUGUUGGCUUCGGCGUGUAUAUAGGAAAGUUUUGUAGAAGUUCUGAAACGGAUCAGCUCUUGAGAUUGGUUGAUGAGGUGAAAAAGGCUAAUUCAAACAUCAAUGGCUCAAUCGUUGCACUGUUGAUUCUCCAUGGUCUUUGUAAAUCCUCACGAGAAAUGGACGCUUUUUACAUUUUGGAAGAGCUGAGGGAUAGAGAUUGCAAACCGGAUUUUAUGGCCUAUAGAAUCAUAGCUGAAGCAUUUGUAGUAACUGGGAAUCUGUAUGAGAGACAGGUCGUCUUAAAGAAGAAGAGAAAGCUGGGAGUAGCACCCAGGGGCAGCGAUUACCGAGCUUUCAUACUGGAUUUGAUUUCCGCUAAACGAUUAACAGAGGCUAAGGAAGUGGCUGAGGUGAUUGUGAGUGGGAAUUUCCUCAUUGAUAAUGAUAUCUUAGAGUCGUUAAUCGGAUCAGUCUCUGCAGUCGAUCCAGAUUCUGCUGUUGACUUCUUGAAUUUCAUGGUGAGUACAGGGAAAUUGCCUGCAAUUCGGACUCUGAGCAAAUUGAGUAAGAAUCUUUGCAGGCACGACAAGAGCGACCACCUGGUAAAGGUUUAUGAGCUUCUGUCAAGCAAAGGUUAUUUCUCAGAGAUUGAGAGUUACAGUCUGAUGGUAUCGUUCUUGUGCAAGGCCGGGAGAGUCAGAGAAGGUUACAAUGCUCUGCACGAGAUGAAAAAGAAAGGGCUUGAUCCAGACGUGUCACUCUAUAAUGCUCUUAUUGAAGCUUGUUGUAGAGCGGAAAUGAUCCGUCCAGCGAAGAAACUGUGGGAUGAGAUGUUUGUGGAGGGCUGCAGAAUGAAUCUUACGACAUAUAAUGUACUUAUUAGGAAGUUGUCAGAGGAAGGCGAGGCAAAGGAGUCUUUGAGGCUGUUUCAAAAGAUGCUUGAGAAAGGGAUAGAACCAGAUGAAACAAUCUAUACGUCUCUCAUUGAAGGCCUAUGCAAAGAGACAAAACUUGAAGCUGCUAUGGAAGUCUAUAGAAAGUGCAUGGAGAGGGAUAAACAAGUUGCAACAAGAGUAUUAAGCGCAUUUGUCUUAAUUCUAUGCAGCAACGGCCAGUUUGGUGAGGCAUCGCAGCUGCUGGGCGAGCGAGACCACUUGGAACACACAAGUGCACAUGUUGUGUUGCUGAAAUGUGCGGCUGAUGCGAGAGAGGUGGAGGUCGGAAUCAGACAUAUGAAAUGGAUCAAAGAGGUGUCGCCAUCUCUAGUUAGCACAAUUUCUUCUGACCUGUUGGCGUGUUUCUGUUCAUCAUCUGAUCCUGAUUCCAUUAUUCCGUUUAUUCGAGCAAUUGAGCACACAUAAUUUACUCACACACACACACCAGUAGGCUCUAUAUAGGCUUUUUAGCAAUUAGAUUCCCCAAAUUGUAUUUCCCCUUUAUUCUUCUGUCUGUGUAGGUCCUAUAAUAACAACAUGUAGGCUGUGACCGAGAGAUCUCUGGGUGACUUAUACGUUACAAGUCGUUUAUUGUCUACGUAGGAUUUAUAUUCUAAUGAAUAUUUUUUCUCACGGUA
Messenger RNA from Capsella rubella, 3212 nucleotides. RefSeq names its product pentatricopeptide repeat-containing protein At5g14080. Bases 1099 to 3000 code for a protein of 633 amino acids. The record is from RefSeq and is a predicted model, not a curated record. Gene Ontology annotation, molecular function: protein binding. The transcript is spliced from 6 exons. NCBI's taxonomy places the organism in Eukaryota, Viridiplantae, Streptophyta, Magnoliopsida, Brassicales, Brassicaceae.